This is a messenger RNA of Tribolium madens (black flour beetle), 1305 nucleotides long. RefSeq names its product 28S ribosomal protein S9, mitochondrial (gene mRpS9). The record is from RefSeq and is a predicted model, not a curated record. NCBI's taxonomy places the organism in Eukaryota, Metazoa, Arthropoda, Insecta, Coleoptera, Tenebrionidae. Bases 98 to 1267 code for a protein of 389 amino acids. Gene Ontology annotation, cellular component: mitochondrial small ribosomal subunit; ribosome. Gene Ontology annotation, molecular function: structural constituent of ribosome; RNA binding. Gene Ontology annotation, biological process: translation. The transcript is spliced from 8 exons.
GAUCUGCUUUUUUGCUGUUGGCAAUUGUGUCGGAAAAAAAAUUGAGGUUACCGUCGUGAAUUAAAUGUGAAUUUUCUUUUUGAUUUACUUAAAAAKCAUGUUGCGACGAAUUAACGCUGUUGUGGAACCACUUACGAAACAUUUGCAUUUUCAGAACAAUUUAAGGAUUGUUUCUACAUGCAACAUUAAGGCGCAACAGUUUUGUACAUCUUCUACUACAGUACCACAGCCUAAAAAAACUGUGAGUAAAGCAAUGAAAGCAUACUUAGAAAGAGCUAGAGAACAUGAAGAAUUUAUGAAACAACAAACCUUAGAAUUUGAAAUUGGAAAGCGGCAUUUGGCGAAUAUGAUGGGGGAGGAUCCUGAAACGUUCACACAGGGAGACAUUAAUAACGCUAUACAAUACUUAUUCCCGUCAGGGUUAUUUGAGAAAAAAGCUAGACCUUUUAUGCGCCCUCCAGAGGAGAUUUUUCCUCUGAGGAAAGCUGCAGAAUUUGAUGAAACUGGGCGGCCUUACAACUUUUUGUUUUAUACAGGAAAAGCCAAUUAUUAUAAUCUUAUGCAUGAUAUUGUUGAGCGUAUUAAUGAUUGCUACAAGUUUGAAGAUUCCAUGAUAAGAAAAGGGGUCAAAUAUGAUCCUACUUUACAACUAGACUUGUCUGGACACCAAUGGCUAGAUAAACCUUCUUUAGAAAAAGAACUUGUAGAAACAAUUGGGGAUAAAGAUUAUGAUAGUUUCACUACCACCAUGGAGAGACUUUGUAUGUUACCAUACUCGUACAGAUUUAAAGAUUUUAUUUUCAAGUAUCGAAAACCCUUAAUGACCCAGGAACAAACUUACCAAGCUCCUAAACCUCAGUAUGAUGCUGAAGGCAGAGCAUUUGUAACAACUUACGAAUGUUUGAGGAAGAGAGCACGCGGCCACGUGACCAUUCGUUCCCCCGGGACAGGUAAAAUUACCAUAAACGGUGAGGAUAUUUCAUACUUCAAGGAAACUCAYUCCAGAGAACAGGUAUUGUUUCCUCUGUUGUUCUCGAAUAUGUUGGGUAAAGUGGACAUUGAGGCGGAAGUGGAAGGUGGCGGCAUUUCGAGUCAAGCUGGGGCUAUCCGCUGGGGCAUAGCCUGGGGUCUGAGGAGUUUCCUCGAUCAAGAUACGAUCGAAAAGAUGCGAUUAGCUGGUUUGUUGACGAGGGACUACCGAACCAAAGAAAGAAAGAAGCCAGGACAGGAAGGUGCAAGAAGGAAAUUCACUUGGAAAAAACGUUAGUUGUAUUACAAAUAGUUCAAUAAAAUAAUUCACAUUUC